AUGCUGUUUCAAUCCUAUACUGGCGAUCGAUCUGCAGAGUUUGUUCAUUCAUCAAAGGGCAAAGUUGGCGAAGAUCCUUUUGGCAAUGCAGAGAUCGAUAAAGAUGUACAACCUCGAGAAUCAUCGCAUCACGAUUGCGACGAUACAAGCGAUACCGAGGAUGCCGACGAUUCUGAGUAUGAUAAGCUUGACGACGAUAUGGACUGUAGAGGUGAUCCUAAUAGCGGUUACGGCACCGAUGGGACAGAUAUUGCCAUAGCAGAGAACACAAACGAAGGCUGUACUAUUGAGAUUAGCGGCUCUGGGGAAUCAGUUCCGCAGACUUGUAUUGGUGUUAAACACGACGAGUUUGGUGUCGAUAAUAAGCCCAAACCCACGACCUUCUUAUUCCGGGAAAAUCCUCUACCGAUUCUUUGUCCGAUCUCUCACAUCCUGACAUGUGCGAUCCGUGAUGAUGCCAUUCUCGUCGAUGGCUAUACAUCUGCCGAACCCUUCUUCACAACGGACCUUGGAGGUCAGGGAAAGGAUACUGGCUUUGAAGACAAGUUGACAAGCUAUUGCUUUCGCCGGGGAACUGCAAAUGCAGUCGAUGGCGUCGCCUCAGACGCUGUUCGUGAUCAGGUCAUGAGACAUGACCCAUUCACCGGAGUCUUCAACGGGGCCUAUAUAAACAACAUCGUCAGAUUCAAUGUACAGGAUGCUUUUCUUGAAAGUGAGAUCUCCGAUGAUGGGCUUACUCGAGCUUUUACACAUAUGAGCAUUCGAUGCAACCGAGAUGUACCCAAGGAAGUUCCGACCGAAAUGAUGAAAUCACUUUUGGCUGCAGAUCCAGAUGUCGUCGACCUUGAGCGACAGUUCAAGAAGCUAUACACUCAGAUCAAGCGGGAUUUUAAGUUUAUCAGAUGCGCGUCGCAAACGAUUCGAAAGCAGUACGAAGAUGUUCGAAAGAACCUCACGAAUGUUAAGAAAAACCUGAAAGACGAGAUUGAGAAGGAAUUCCGAAAGGAUUACUUCUUUCGUGUUCAUAACGAGAUGAUGAAAAAGCAAUUGCAUAGACCAUCCAGCAAGACCUUGGAGGAUAAGGAGGAUACGCCUAUUAUCCAACAUCAACUCAAUGAGCGAUAUCAACUACAGCAGGUUCUGUGCGAUUUCUCCAAGGACUUAAAUCAACAAGAUAUUGUCUCUCGAAAGAUUUCUGCUAUCAAUCUCAUGGUCGCCCUCGCGUCUCGACAAGAGUUCCAAACUCGCAAGCCACGGUCUGCUUUAAUCCUCAAGGACACAGACAAAAAGGAGUCUCCUGCUCCGGCUUCCCCCCCCCAUCACCUGAUGAAUUUCCUGUGA
This is a messenger RNA of Sclerotinia sclerotiorum 1980 UF-70, 1341 nucleotides long. RefSeq lists its product with no specific name. The coding region runs from base 1 to 1341 and encodes 446 amino acids. The record is from RefSeq and is a predicted model, not a curated record. NCBI's taxonomy places the organism in Eukaryota, Fungi, Ascomycota, Leotiomycetes, Helotiales, Sclerotiniaceae. The transcript is spliced from 5 exons.